Molecule: messenger RNA, 2188 nt
Organism: Schizosaccharomyces japonicus yFS275
Lineage: Eukaryota; Fungi; Ascomycota; Schizosaccharomycetes; Schizosaccharomycetales; Schizosaccharomycetaceae
Product: transcription factor Rsv1
Exons: 2
Coding region: 365-2188 (607 amino acids)
Biological process (GO): regulation of transcription by RNA polymerase II
Cellular component (GO): nucleus
Molecular function (GO): DNA-binding transcription factor activity, RNA polymerase II-specific
Source: RefSeq, a predicted model, not a curated record
UUUUAGCGUUUUUUUGAUCGCCCAUGUCGCAACGUGUUGGGGUCUUGCUCUAGACGCGCCCGGCGGUCUUCCCCACACCUCCCCACUUUACUCCGCAUCUUGGCUACCUAUGACGUAGUCGCCCUCCUUCUUGGCUUCCUCACCCCUGCAACCCUUGACAUCUUUCGCGGUGUCGUCAUCGUUUUCAUCGACGCGCUAGCGUUCCGCUACCUCGAUUCAGCGAUCGCUGCAGUCGAUCUAGUUCGUCGAACGUGCUCGCUCGCCCAAUCGUUUCCCGGGUACUGCCCCGCAUCCUGAGGUUCGCGGCUUUGUUUCACCCCCCUCUUUUUUUUGUCCCUUCCUACGUCAUACCUCUCCUUCGCCAAUGCCCGUAUUUCUCCGCACGCGAUUAUUGCGUGACAUCAUUGCAGCUGCGACCAAUCGUCUGGCUGCUCUGCGUCUCGCUUUUCGCCAAUCAGCACCCACUGCUUCUAGUUCCGUCCGUGUUUUCACACACACUACUUUUCGUACGUUUGCUCGUCUGACCCAAACGUACUUGCUUAAUACGCACACAAUUGCUACUACCGUUACUAUGAAGACGUACGAGUGCCCUAUUUGCAAGCGGAUCUUCCAUCGUCACGAACACCAGACCCGACACAUACGAUCGCACACAGGAGAACGUCCGUUUGCGUGCUCGUACCCUAGUUGCACAAAACGUUUCACCCGUCGAGAUGAGCUUAUCCGGCACACACGGACUCAUCUCCGCAAAGCGUUCCAAGUCGCACCCUCCGAGGGUACGGUAGACAACAGCAAAACGGAAAAAGAGUCUAGUCCAAAAGCCGCCCAUACUGCUGCUGCUGCUGCUGCUGCUGCUAACGCCACGUCUGAGAGUCCAGACGGAACGGCAGAGACGAAGCCUGUGCCGUCCACCCGCGAAUCCUGCACGUCAGCUGCCAUUGCUGCUAUGAACGCUGCAUACGCAAAGUCAACACAGUCGUCCAUUUGGGCGGCAGAGUCGGCGGUGGCUGAGAUGCAGCUUCUAACGCAAGUCUGCAAGCGUUCUCGAGCACGGCGUAAAUCAACGUCCGUCCUUCUCACACCCAUCAAUCGCAUUUUCCCACCGCGGGCCUCCAUCCAUGAACCAGCCGAUUACAGCUCGGUCAUUCUUCCUCCUCCGCGGAAUAUGCUAAACGAACUGACGUGGAAAUCGCAGUUGCCGAUCGCACAACCUUUCUCAGCCGCACCAUUAACGAAUCCCUCGCCUUUGGAUGGCGCAGGUGGUCUUGGUAGCGGUCGCUUAAACGAGAUGCGUCGUAACAACGAACAAGACUUUUGGCAAGGCCAGCAGCUUGUCACCUCUUCGCCUCCAAAAGCAAUUGCAGAUCAGUCAGCGAAUGUCAACUCGUCGGCCCCCCGAGAGGUCUCUAUGAACAACGGGGCCUUGCAACAACCAACAACCUAUGGCAUUCCCAUGACUGCGCUGUGUUGCCCUCAACAACCGACACAACUGUUAGUGCAAAGUUCCAAUAAUUCUUUAAUUGAGCAACAGCAACAACAGAGACAAGGCUACACAAGCCCGACUUCUUCGUCUACCGUAGCGAGUUCGGCACCCCCAAGCUCGUCAAGUGACACAGUCCAGUAUGCACAGACGAUUUACGGUGGAGCACUGCCGUAUGGGGCAUCCUCUCAAAUGCUAGCUGAUGGGCAAAAGAUUUUCUACAUUACGACGGUAGCGGCUGACGGGACAUUGUCUACGUCCGCAGUAGCUGGAACUACUUCAUCACCGCCUUUGCCGACAAUGGAGCCGGCACCGUCAGCUUUGCGAACAAUGCUUCCAGAAAUGAAGGGGCCGUCUGCGACUGUUCCGAAUUCUGGUGGAGCAAAUGUUUACGCAUUGCCAUCCUGGUCUCAAACUGUGUCCAAUGGAACAAAUACUUCGCCCACUACCACUACUACUUUCUAUUCAUUCUCCGCACCCCCGUCUGCCUCUGUCCCUGCAAAUACGCCCGCUUCAUACGCUACUACCACAACUGCCAACAAUACUCUUCCUCUCGUUCCCCUCAACGCCGCCGGAGCUUCAAACGGCUUCCUCAAUCAUGUCCCCACAACAUACUCCAGCCUUGGUGGAGAACAUGAGCAGAAUGUGAUGUCAAAAGCAACACAAUUAUUGCCAUUGAAGAGCCAUUUUUCUGCGGAAUCAUCGACCUGA